GCUGGUUUAGGCUCUUCUGGGAUCAUCUGAUGACCCUCACCUUCAUCUACUUCUUCGUCGUGGUACCCUACGUCAAGAGUUUCUCCAGAAUCUGCGGAAAGGGGAUCAGCGCAACUCCAGAUUUCGUUAAUGCAGCACUGGGACUGUGUCUCCUGGACGUUUUUAUGAGUUUCGUUACAGGUUUUACCAGGAACGAAGGGACUGAGGUUGUCCUGGAGGCCGCGAUGAUUGCCAGACAUUACACAGGGGGAUUUUUCCUCCUCGACCUGAUAACAUCGAUUCCUUACACUUGGUUCACCUCAAGUCGCCUGGACCCUCCAGGGCCUGACGUCAAUUUUCUGCAGUUUAUCGCUGAAAUGAUUCCUCUCCUGAAGAUAUUUCGUCUGUCAACCCUGAGGCACUACGUCAGACAAGUGAAUUCCGCCUGUGGCUACAGCUCCGUCGCUGAUAUAGCCAUUUGGCUGAGUCUCCUGACAACCCUGAUCGUUCACUGGAGUGCCUGUCUCACCUGGGGAUUCCCCUUCGUAACUCUGUACGCAACGAGAAGAACUAUUGAGGAAUCGGAUGCCUACGUGAUUAAAAGUGGAAUCUACGGGAGAAAUUCCUGGAAAAUUUACCUGGCGGGUCUGCACAUGGGGAUGAGCAAUCUCGUUGGCUCCAACUUCAUGGAGUUGAUGGAAACUUCAAUGAGUGAUAAAUUCAUCAGGUGCAUUCUACUGCUAUCAGGGACAGCCUAUUUGAUUUAUCUUAUCGUUGUUUUUCUCCAGCUGAUUGAAUCCUCAGCUGAGCCCGAGCUCAAGUACCAGGCGAUAAUUAAUCGAGUUAGGGAGUACAUAGAAGAGAAGAAUUUGUCGCAGACUGUCAGUGACAGAUUGAUGAAGUACUACGAGUACAGGUACCAGGGGAGCUUCUUCAAGGAGAACGCCAUCGCGAGCACUUUAUCCAAUCAUUUGAGACUGGAGAUUAAUGUGAGGUCGAAUAGAGGACUCCUGGAGACAGCUACUGUUCUUCAUAAUUUACCUAGAGCACUUCUGGCUAAUCUACUCAAUUCGAUGACUCCGGUUAUUUACCUUGAGAAUGAUGUAAUAUAUAAAUUCGGGGAUGAGGGGGACUCUAUGUACUUCAUAUCCAGUGGAACUGUCGCUGUUAUCAACUCCAUGGGGAAAGAAUUGGAUCACCUGGUGGACGGCGGUCACUUCGGCGAGAUAUCUCUACUCCACCUGAAUUAUCAUCGAGAAGUCUCGAUAAUUGCUAUCGAGACCUGCGAACUCCUGCAGCUCCACCGUCGAAUAUUCUCUCGACUUAUUCUCCCCGACUCCGAGCUACACCGAAGACUCACACGAAUAUCGGAGAAGAGACUCUCAGAGAUCCGUAACUCCACGAGACUCUCCCAGAGACAGGAUGACACGAACCGAAGAAAAUUCGAGAUGCAAAAGCUCCUGAUGAGGACUGAGGUGUCAACCUCUACGUCGACGGACUGAAAUAUCACUGGCAAAAAAACUAUAAAUUCAUCACUCUUGUUCAUUCCAGUAUAUAUUUUCUCCAUUUUCUUUAUACUUAUAUACUUCAAGUAUCCAAGCACGAAUAUAUGUUCGCAGAUGUGACAUGUUUUCUAAACUCUCUCGAGUGAUUCAUUUUUUUUCUCUACUCCAUGAAACGUUUACAAUUGUUUAUUGAUUCAAUGAUUUCGAUUGAAAUAAUGAAACCCAUUUUCUCGUGAUUUUCCAUAUCUCGUUAUUCCAAAAGAUCCAUCGACUGCUGAAUUUAGCCCUCUGGAGCUGGAGCUGUGAAACGAGAACUCCAUCGAUUUUUUAUCUUCAAAAAUUUCCUCGAAUUCUCGUUCCACCCCCGCACCCAUCGUUCCAACGUAAUCGCGACGAAAAAAAAAA
Fopius arisanus is the source of this 1889-nucleotide messenger RNA. Its product is annotated as potassium/sodium hyperpolarization-activated cyclic nucleotide-gated channel 1-like. Gene Ontology annotation, cellular component: HCN channel complex. The coding region runs from base 30 to 1481 and encodes 483 amino acids. Gene Ontology annotation, biological process: potassium ion transmembrane transport; sodium ion transmembrane transport; regulation of membrane depolarization. NCBI's taxonomy places the organism in Eukaryota, Metazoa, Arthropoda, Insecta, Hymenoptera, Braconidae. The record is from RefSeq and is a predicted model, not a curated record. The transcript has 5 exons. Gene Ontology annotation, molecular function: voltage-gated potassium channel activity.